Bubalus bubalis (water buffalo) is the source of this 9048-nucleotide messenger RNA. It is a transcript of the gene NTRK2, whose product is annotated as neurotrophic receptor tyrosine kinase 2. NCBI's taxonomy places the organism in Eukaryota, Metazoa, Chordata, Mammalia, Artiodactyla, Bovidae. Gene Ontology annotation, cellular component: plasma membrane; axon; signaling receptor complex. The record is from RefSeq and is a predicted model, not a curated record. The coding region runs from base 942 to 3455 and encodes 837 amino acids. The transcript is spliced from 20 exons. Gene Ontology annotation, biological process: cellular response to brain-derived neurotrophic factor stimulus; protein phosphorylation; multicellular organism development. Gene Ontology annotation, molecular function: ATP binding; brain-derived neurotrophic factor binding; brain-derived neurotrophic factor receptor activity.
UUUAAAUGACUGCGGAAAAAGAGACUCUCCGAGCCGCAAAUGGGAAGACGGAUUCUCAGACAAGGCUUUGGAAUGCCCCGCAGCCAUCAUUUAACUGCGCCCUCAGAGCAGUUACGGUUUGUCACUCGACCCUCCCGGAUCACCUCGUUUGUCCCUAGUGAGACCCCCAGGCUCUGCCCGCGCCGGGCUUCUCAGUAGCUGGAUGUGUGUCGUGCUCCGGGCAGCGCGGGCGCAAGGCACGCGUUCGCUCUCACCCACGCACACACGAAAACGCGCAAGACUAAUUUUCUGGAGUUUCUGCCCCUGCUCUGCGUCAGCCCUCACGUCACUUCGCCAGCAGUAGCAGAGGCGGCGGCGGCGGCGGCGGCGGCGGCGGCUCCCGGAAUUAGGUUGGAGCAGGAGCCUCGCUCGCUGCUUCGCUCGAGCUCUCCGAGCUCCGUGCCCAGCGGCAGGAGGAGCCUGGACCCAGGCGCCGCCGGCAGGCGGUAGGCUCCGGAGCCCGGGUGAGCAGCGCGGACAGUGACCUCCGUCGUCUCGGCCCUCAUUGUCCCCCUUGGGGUGGCCGCGGCGCCUUCCCAGCCCCGAGGUGCGUCCCGGAUCGCAGCGCGCGUCUAGCCAGAAGCCUGAGCCCCAGAGCAUCCCGGGAGCGCCGCGGGCCGGUGCUCGGCUCGUUGGGCCAUGCAGCGGCGGCCGCGGAGGAGCUCCGAGCGGCGGUAGCGCCCCCUGUGAGAAGGCCCGAGAUGCCCCUGCCACUGUGAACGGUGCCGCCCGACAGGACACGCUCAGCCCCUGACACGCUCGGCUCUGCGCGCCUGAGACCAGCACCGAGAGGAGAGAGCGGUGAGCGCGGCAAAGGCCACUCGGCGCGGGCAGGGGAGACCGGCCGGGACAGCUCAGCGACACGCACUCAGGCUGACUCGGGCUGGCACUGGUGGCUAGGAAUGUCGUCCUGGACCAGGUGGCAUGGACCCGCCAUGGCGCGGCUCUGGGGCUUCUGCUGGCUGAUUGUGGGCUUCUGGAGGGCCGCUCUUGCCUGUCCCACAUCCUGCAAGUGCAGCGCCUCUCGGAUCUGGUGCGGCGAUCCUUCUCCUGGCAUUGUGGCAUUUCCGAAGCUGGAGGCUACCAGUGCAGAUCCUGAGAACAUCACCGAAAUUUACAUUGCAAAUCAGAAAAGAUUAGAAAUCAUCAACGAAGAUGAUCUUGAAGCUUACGUGGGACUGAAAAACCUGACCAUUGUGGAUUCUGGAUUAAAAUCUGUGGCUCAUAAAGCAUUCCUGAAAAACAGCAACUUACAGCACAUCAAUUUUACCCGAAAUAAACUGACGAUUUUGUCUAGGAAACAUUUUCGUCACCUUGACUUGUCUGAGCUGAUCCUGGUGGGCAACCCAUUUACGUGCUCCUGUGACAUUAUGUGGAUCAAGACUCUUCAAGAGACUAAACCUAGUCCAGAAACUCAGGAUUUGUACUGUCUGGAUGAAAACAGCAAGAAUAUUUCACUGGCAAACCUGCAGAUACCCCAUUGUGGUUUGCCGUCAGCAAAUUUGGCCGCACCUAACCUCACCGUGGAGGAGGGAAAGUCUAUCACAUUAUCUUGUACUGUUGCAGGUGACCCAGUUCCGAAUUUGUACUGGGAUGUCGGUAAUCUGGUUUCCAAGCAUAUGAAUGAAACAAGCCACACACAGGGCUCCUUAAGGAUAACUAACAUUUCAUCUGAUGACAGUGGAAAGCAAAUCUCUUGUGUGGCAGAAAAUCUUGUAGGAGAAGAUCAAGAUUCUGUCAACCUCACUGUACAUUUUGCUCCAACUAUCACAUUUCUCGAAUCUCCAACCUCAGACCACCACUGGUGCAUUCCAUUCACUGUGAAAGGCAAUCCCAAGCCAGCGCUUCAGUGGUUCUAUAACGGGGCAAUUUUGAAUGAGUCCAAAUACAUCUGUACUAAAAUCCAUGUUACCAAUCAUACGGAGUACCACGGCUGCCUCCAGCUGGAUAACCCCACUCAUAUGAACAAUGGGGACUACAAGUUAGUAGCCAAGAAUGAAUAUGGGAAGGAUGAGAAACAGAUUUCUGCUCACUUCAUGGGCUGGCCUGGAAUCGAUGAUGGUGCAAAUCCAAAUUAUCCUGAUGUAAUUUAUGAAGAUUAUGGGACCGCAGCAAAUGACAUUGGGGACACCACGAACAAAAGUAAUGGAACCCUUCCCACAGGUGUUGUUGACACGGGUCGGGAACACCUCUCGGUCUAUGCUGUGGUGGUAAUUGCAUCUGUAGUGGGAUUUUGCCUACUGGUAAUGCUAUUUCUGCUGAAGUUGGCAAGACACUCCAAGUUUGGCAUGAAAGAUUUCUCAUGGUUUGGAUUUGGGAAAGUAAAAUCAAGACAAGGUGUUGGCCCAGCCUCAGUUAUCAGCAAUGAUGAUGACUCUGCCAGCCCACUCCAUCACAUCUCCAAUGGGAGUAACACCCCGUCGUCUUCAGAGGGUGGCCCUGAUGCUGUCAUUAUUGGAAUGACCAAGAUUCCUGUCAUUGAAAAUCCCCAGUACUUUGGCAUUACCAACAGUCAGCUCAAGCCAGACACAUUUGUUCAGCACAUCAAGCGACACAACAUUGUCUUGAAAAGGGAGCUAGGUGAAGGAGCCUUUGGAAAAGUUUUCCUUGCUGAAUGCUAUAACCUCUGUCCUGAGCAGGACAAGAUCUUGGUGGCCGUGAAGACGCUGAAGGAUGCCAGCGACAAUGCACGCAAGGACUUCCACCGCGAGGCCGAGCUGCUGACCAACCUCCAGCACGAGCACAUUGUCAAGUUCUAUGGCGUCUGCGUGGAGGGCGACCCACUCAUAAUGGUCUUCGAGUACAUGAAGCACGGGGACCUCAACAAAUUCCUCAGGGCGCAUGGACCGGAUGCAGUGCUGAUGGCCGAGGGCAACCCACCAACGGAGCUGACGCAGUCGCAGAUGCUGCACAUUGCCCAGCAGAUCGCUGCAGGCAUGGUCUACCUGGCAUCGCAGCACUUCGUGCACCGAGACCUAGCCACCCGGAACUGCCUGGUGGGCGAGAACCUCCUGGUGAAGAUCGGGGACUUCGGCAUGUCCCGGGACGUGUACAGCACCGACUACUACAGGGUUGGUGGCCACACAAUGCUGCCCAUUCGCUGGAUGCCCCCAGAGAGCAUCAUGUACAGGAAGUUCACCACCGAAAGUGACGUCUGGAGCCUGGGGGUCGUGUUGUGGGAGAUCUUCACGUACGGGAAACAGCCCUGGUACCAGCUGUCGAACAACGAGGUGAUAGAAUGCAUCACUCAGGGCCGAGUCCUGCAGCGACCUCGAACAUGCCCCCAGGAAGUUUACGAGCUGAUGCUGGGGUGCUGGCAGCGAGAGCCCCAUAUGAGGAAGAACAUCAAGGGCAUCCACACCCUCCUUCAGAACUUAGCCAAGGCAUCCCCAGUCUACCUGGAUAUUCUAGGGUAGGGUCCAUUCCCCCAGACCAGUCCUUCCCAAAGCACUUCCUCAGUUGGGCCAAGAGGAUGAACGUCUUUUAACUGCCGCUCGAUGCCAUCAAUCCGCUGUUCUUUGCUCUGACAGUAUUAACAACAAAGACACCGAGAAGCUUUCCGAGGGAAGCAACAUGUACUUCUCCACCUGUAGACACAGUAUGGACUUCUUUUUAGCAUUCUCUUUCUCUCUUUCCAUCUCCCUUGGUUUAUUCCCUAGUUUUGGGGGUUUUUUUCCCUUUAUUUUUUGUCUUCCUUGCUUUACAACCCUCACCUUUUCUUUUUUAAUCAAUCUGGCUUCUGCAUUACUAUUAACUCUGCAUAGACAAAGGCCUUAACAAACCUAAUUUGUUAUAUCAGCAGACACUCCAGUUUGCCCACCACAACUAACAAUGCCUUGUUGUAUUCCUGCCUUUGAUGUGGAUGAAAAAAAGGGAAAACAAAUAUUUGACUUAAACUUUGUCACUUUUGCUGUACAGACACCGAGAGUUUCUAUGGAUUCACUUCUAUUUAUUUAUUAUUAUUAUUACUGUUCUUAUUGUUUUGGGAUGACUUAAGCCUGUGUAUGAAAAAGGAAAACUUGUGUUCAAUUUGGGAAGCCUUUAUCUAUGGGAGAUUAAGACCAGAGAGAAAGAAGAUUUAUUAUAAACCACAGUAUGGGAAGAACAAAGACAACCAUUGGAAUCUACUGGCGUCAGUUUCAACUUAAGAAAACCCAGCCACUGGUAGCUGGGAGGAAUGUAUCGGGCACCUUCCCCCAAGAACCUUUCUGAGGAGUAUAAAGACUGUUGAACCCUGUGCCAUGGACUAUUCUUUUCCCAUCACCGGAAAUGCUAGAGUGUAGUACAGAGAAAAUAUGGCUUCUGGGAGGCAAGAUGGCACACAACACGUUCCGACAGUCUCAUCUUGUAGGCCAUGGUGAUGGCACUGGUUUGUUUUGCCGAGUGUUAUCCACGGAGCCUUUGUCAAGUUGAGGUGGAUUCUCGUCCAGAGAUCAUUUCAGGGUCAGAUGGGAAAGCCAAGGACUUGGAAAAGAGAGGACAAGCUCUAAACUCGGAGGCAAGUUUCUCUUACAUUGAACUUUACAGACAGCACUUCCUUCGACCCCUGCCCUCCACCCCACCCAUCCAUCCAACUGUGCAAGCAAAACUGUGCAUGGUCUUCGUCAAUUAAUACCUUGUGUGCAUAAACUACCACUCCAGACAUCGUGCCCCCUGAUAUGUAGAGCAGAUCCGUAAAAGGUAUAACUUAAAUAAUUAUGGGAAGCUAAUUGAAUUCAUCAGCUGAGUAUAAAUGUCUCUGGGUCGUAUGGUGGUGAUGGGUUGUUAACAAAUACGGACCCUGAAACUUGGAUAUCCUCAACGACAUCCCACCCACUGUGGGGCUGGGGGAAGGGCAAAAUCAACCCCCAAGGGAGAGGAAACCUCGCCCACCCUGGGGGUAUCACAGGCAUUGAUGUUCAGUGUACACAGGCUGAGACCUUGCUCUGGGCUCUGGUUGGGAGAGUGGUUUCAUUCUAAAUGUACUCCAUUGUCAAUAAGCCGUUUUGUUCUUUUCACUGCAUUUUAAAAAAGUAAAAAUUAGGCACAGCAUACCAAUGGGGGGCUAUGCCCAGACUGAGCUUUGGAGGUGUGCUUCUGGGCAUAGUCACAGGUUUUGCAAAAAGAGGUUGUAAAUUUAAAUGGAAAUUUACAGUUACCUGGGUGAUCACUUAUACCAAGGAAGAAAAUUUUUUCUGUUCCUCAAGAAAACUUGCUACCCUCUGUGAGGGGAAUUUUGCUAACUUGGCAUCUUUAUAAUAUGAGCCAGAUUGAAAGGGAGUGAUUUGAAUUCAACUUAGGUCAUUUUAUUUCAUGUUUGUUUCUGAAGGUGCAAGUGCUCUGUUUAGGUUUUGCUUGUGCCCUUAAUUACUGGAGCACCUUAUUUUCCAUUAUAGGCAUUGAAAGCCAGUUCUCAAAAAAUCAAAAGUAUCCGUUAACAGAGAACGAAAGGAAACCCAGUAGUAUCUGCUGUCAAAUGAAGGGGGUUGGACAAGACAAACCCCAUAGUCCUUUCAAGUUCUGCACUGGCCUGUGAGACAUGGGAGCUGAAUUGUUGUUCUCUUGGUUGGUGACAAAAAACCCUCCAGAACACACAUAAUAAUAUAAAGAAAGCCAUAUCUCCAUGAUAUAUACCUGCAUGUAUAUAUCCUAUUAAGGACCCAUAGUACUGUUAAAACACUGUGGCACCCUGUGAAGCAGUAAGAAGAGGCAGGUUUGUAUCAAACUUCUCUAGAUUUCAUCAGCAAUGACCUGAAAACCUCCACAGGUUUGUCAUUCUGUGCAACUGGCCAGCUGCUCUGGGGGAAGAAGCUGCAAGUUACUUGUUUGAUUUUAACAGAGAGCAAAGGAGGUAAUACUCGAAGGGUUCAGAUUAAAGGAGGGCUGUGCAGUUUUGGAGCAAGGAUUUGUUUAAAGCAGAUGAGAGGAGGGAAGCAUUCCCCUCCCCUUUCAGUGUUGUUUUCCUCUGAAGGAAAAAAGCAAAAAAAAAUUUUUUCCUUACCUUCUGACUCCCUCAAGGUCUUGAAAUGAAAGGUUCUAUGCAAGUGCAAAGUUUUAUAGUUAUUUAUAUUGCUGCUUAUUAUUAAUUUUUUUCCUCUGUUGUCUCAAGAGUAUGUACUGACUGCAGAGACGUCUCACAUUGAAAGGAUCCCAGAUUGCUUUUAAAGUAGCCGAACGAAACACAAACCAUCUUCGAGUCUCCACCCUUGUUCCUCCAGAAUCCUCUCUUCUCAUGCUUAUAAUGUUAAGAAAAGGGCCAACCUAAUUCAGCAGCGCAAAGGUCACAGAAUGGGGCCCACCAUCAGAUGCAUUAAAAACUACAAGAGCGGUGACAAACCCAAUUCUCUAGCCUGAACUUGGCCUGACAGUUGUUUCCAUUUAUACAUUGUUUCAUAGUUUCCCAAGCAUUUUUUUUCACAUACGGUGACAAAUUAUUCCCAUUUUUUAGAGGUGAGGAAAUUGAGACUUGGAGAAGUUAAAUGACAUGCUAGAACUCUCCAGGCACCCCUGGGACUUAAUCUAAGUACUCUUGACUCUGAAGUUCAUGAUUUGGUCCACGAGAGACUCUCAUAUAUAAACAAACUGUAUGAAAGAGAAAGCUGGCUAACAAAUUCAUGAAGUAGGAUAUGAAAUGAGAAGAGCAAAAUGAAUUAUGUGAGAUGCGAGCAGCUGAGAUCUCAUGAUAUAUAACCAUGUUCAUAGCUUCAGAUAAACCUUUGCACACUGGACCAAUGUCAUAAUCAGGCUUAUUUAGGAAACAUUUUGAACUAGGCUAUAAAAGAUGAUAUCAGAAUUCACAUUAUGUGUUCACAUCAGCGCUCCCUGUGAUAUUUCCACGUAUUUAUAUGUGUGUUAUAAAUACUUGAUUUAUACAUAGACAAACGCACGUGCAUAGUGUGUUUGUGAGCUUAUGUAUAAAUUUAUAGGCACACAGUAAUAGACAUAAUUAUGAGUAGGGUGCAAUAUGAAUAAUUUGCUUAAAAUCUGCUGAAUAACCAAAACCUUUUUAAUGUCAUGUUGCUGGUAGUGCUUCCCUUCUCCAUGUAGGUAGGACCCCAUUACACUUUUCAACUCUGUGCAGUACUGCAUGGGUGGGAGACAUAUUUAAGAUAAUGUGCUUCCCAUAAUAACUGAAUCGAAGCCAUCCCACUACAUUGAGUCCUUUUUUCUGGCUCUUUGCAAAGGAAAAUGCAGCUGGAAAUAGAUCUCCUUAUGUAAAGUUCCAGAAAAGGAAAAUUUAUUUUUUUUUAAUCCUUUUGCACAUUUAUUUGUAUUAUGCUCACCUGUCCCACUGAAACCCCUUUACACUUGUUUUCAGAGGCCAAACACUCCAGAAGAGCACUGGAGUGUAGGGAACCCAGUGUCCUGAAGGCCAGUGGUGAGAUCCAAGACCCCUCUGCAAGGUGAAUUCCCACAUCCUAGUGGAACACAAGAGACAACAGUAUACAACGCUGGCCUUUGCAAAGAACCAUGACGACAGGAUCCCCUGGUCAGGAAUAGACUUCUUUUUAUUUUUUUUAAGCUUUUCCCUUUUUACAUUGGACCUUCUAUAAUACCAAUAACAAUAAAUCAUGUAUCUAAUUAAAUAAAUGACUACAGACACACAUACCCUCAAUUCUCUUGCUCUUUCUUUCCCUUUUUUCCCCCAUUUGAGGACUUUUUGUUUCCCAUGAUGAGCUUCAGUUUGGUCCUAUAUAUCACUGUUACAGAAAAUCUCAUGAGGGGGAAUGCCAGAGACCCAACUCCUCAGAUGGCUAAGUGGGCAGUUAAAGCAGUUUCUUCCCAAUUCGUGAUGGUAGGGUGCAGAGACUCUGAGGUUGAGACAGCAAAUGAUAUUCUAACACAUCCACAGUGGGAGGGACUUGGAUAGAAAUAUGAAGGGGUAUGUUCUUAUUGUCAGGGCUGGAAUGGAUCACUGCUGCUGUAAGUCAAAGGUUCUCGAAUAUCCUUAGUUUUUGUAUUUUUUUUCCUUUUUUUCUUUUACCUUUAUUUAUUUAUGUAUUUAUUUAUUUAUAUAUAUCUUUGCUCCAUUCAUCACAGACACAAAGAGAAGCAAAAAAUAAAAUAAAAUAUAUAUAUAUAUAUAUAUAUAUAUAUAUAUAUAUAUAUAUGUCUGUGUGUUGCAGGCAAAACACUGUGAAUUUCACAAGAGCAACCAAGCAACUCUUUGCCAUCUUAACAUUCGUCUCAGGAGACGCAAUGGGAAAACAUGAGAUGCCAUUUUUUUUAGUCUAUGCAUUUUGGGCCAGGUCUGUGUUUAUUUCUUUGGUCUGUACCUUAAUGAAAAUGGUCCUGAGUGAAGGCUGAAUGUUCAACAUACUGGAGCAAGCAAAAUAAAAGCUGCUAAUUGCCACAGGUUUGAAUUGGGAGAAAAAAAAAUAAUUGAAGAAAAUGAAAUGUAAAGGCCUGCAUCUUGCAGAUUGUAUGUCUUACUGUAAAAAUGUAUAAAACUUCUGGAAGUGUUUCAAUAUGAGGUCUUUGAAUUAAAUGUGGAUUUUAAAUAUAUAAUCCCUGGGCAAAUGACUAAAUUAUGGUGAAAUACUGUUCCUUGCAUUCAUUGAUCAUUAUCUAUCCCUCACAAAUCUGCCUAGAGAUUCAGUCUCUGGAUCUGCUUCUGUACAUGGAGAGAUGUUUGUAUAUAUCCAGGCCAUAUCUACACACACACACACACACACACACACAUUUCAACAUCUAAAGAUAUAUUGCCCCUUAAAUUGUGACCUGGUAUUUGAAACUCUCUUUUCAUUUGCUUUAUUUUCCUUUUAAUGUGACGUCUCUGUACUGAUACUUACUGGUUCUUGUUUUGCAGUCUUUUUGGAGGUCCAUUGCUUUAUUAAGACCCACUGCAUCUUGGCUGAUUUCAAAGUGACACCAGAAUAUCAGUGCUUAAAAAAACAACAAAAAAAGUUUUGUUUGUAAAUUAUGUGACCAGCUUCUCUCAACCUGACAUGGAAAGUCUAUUGUACUACACUGUAUUUAAUAAAAAUGAUGUCUUACAAUAAAUAACAUCCUCCAAAAGAGACACUAAAA